This is a messenger RNA of Somion occarium, 2642 nucleotides long. The record is from the annotation of a GenBank genome assembly. NCBI's taxonomy places the organism in Eukaryota, Fungi, Basidiomycota, Agaricomycetes, Polyporales, Cerrenaceae.
GGCCUCCCGCAUGUACGCCUCCUAACCUCCUUCCAUCACGACGUCGUCCGUAUCCAUAUAUUAUCAUCUCGUUCGCUGUUGUCGCCGUUGUUGGGCUCAAGGGGGGCCCCAAUGUCGACCAUUUAUCUCCCACUGGAGCCAUCGUCGUCGCCGUUGCCUUCAAGUCCGAACUUUCUGACACGGUCACGCGAACCUGAUGCUCAUGUUCGGAAAGUGAUCAAGAACAUUCUCAAGGCGAAACGCAUCGCCGUCGUUUGUGGUGCUGGAAUUUCCGUCCAAGCUGGCAUCCCUGAUUUUAGGUCUUCGGAGGGCUUGUUUCAAAGUUUGAAAAAGGACAACCCGACGUUGGCUUCCGGAAAGGACUUGUUCGACGCUUCAGUAUUUAAUUCAGAAGCAACUACAUCACUAUUUUGUCAAAUGAUCGCUCAACUCUCCGAACUCUCCAAAUCGGCAUCUCCAACUGCUUUUCACAAACUCCUGCGUGCAUUGGACGACAGGGGACGCCUGCUACGUGUCUACACGCAGAAUAUUGACGCUCUGGAGUCAAAGACGGGUCUAACAUUUGGCGUCCCUGAACUUGACAGCGGAAAACGAUUCAAGCCAAGAUCUUCCAAAGGAAAAGCGGAUACAAGUUCUAUAAAUUCAGACACGAGUAUCACUACUACGCUAGAGACUCCAUGUAACGGAGGCACGGUAUCGGACACGAGGUACCUGCCUGAGAACGUUGCAUCGACAAGUCGACUUCCAUCCCCUCCUGUCGAAACUCCUCGUUGUAUUCCUUUACACGGAACCCUCCAAGCCAUGCACUGCCAAGUCUGCCAACACUCCUUCCCGCUUGAGGAACACCUCGAGUCUCUUACAUCAGGUUUACCGCCAUACUGCCCAGAAUGUACCGCUCUCGAAGAGACGCGACAACUCAUAGGUAAGCGAUCACGCGGAGUGGGCAAGUUGAGGCCUAGCGUCGUGUUGUAUAAUGAAAUCCAUAAAGAUGGGGAAGAAGUGGGGGAGGUUGUAAGGAGAGAUUUGGUAGGGAAUUCGAAAGGGAAGGGGAGGGCGGGCGCAGAUUUGUUACUUGUAGUGGGGACGAGCUUGAGAGUGCCAGGGACGAAGAGGAUUGUUAGAGAGUUCUCAAAAGCCGUUAGGUCCCGCUCGGCGCCGUCAUCCACCGCGUCAACUUCGUCGCAAUUCGGUUCUUCUUCCCACAACAAUGGAAAUGCAACCACUUCCCGAACCACAGGUCUAGCAACACCCACACCAUCACCGCGACGCACACCAACCAUAGACGACGAACCACCCGUCAAGACGAUUUAUCUGAAUUUCGACUUCCCACUGCCAUGUCGGGAUUGGGAAGGCGUUUUCGAUGUCUGGCUUCAUGGUGACGCCCAGACCUUUGCAAGACUGGUCGAGGAGGAGUUCGAGAAGGAAGAAAGAGCAAAAGAGGAGAAAAGUGAGAGGAAGAGGUUGAGGGAGGAGGCUGCUGAGGCAAAGCGAGUGAGAGAGGCGGAAGAGGAGGAGCAGAGGAAGAGGGCUGAGCAGGAGAAGUUGAAGAAGGGAAAGGGUGCGAAGGGAAAAAGCCAAGGGAAGAAGACAUCGGCGAAGAGUAAUGUUGCGGCCAAGGGUAAGAGUGUGGAUGUCAAAUCGAGAGGGAACAAGAGAAAGAGUGCACCCGAAGACGAACCGCCAUCCAAGCCUGCGAAGAGACACAAAGUACAAACUACCAUUCCCUCGUCCUUUCGAGCGGCCAAAACAAAGCCCACGAAUCCGAAGUCGAAGUCAACCAAGGCCCUCAAAGGUGUCAAACCACUGACGAUCAAGAUUCCACCCCGUCCUCGGUACUCCUACAUCACUCCGCCGAAUUCUCAAGGUAUACACUGGGUACCUGAGGUAGUUAUCAAACCCAAGGCUUCUCAUCUCCCCCGUGCAGCUCUUCUGGAAAGAGCCCUUUCUCCCUUCUCCCCCAUAUCACCUAUCUCACCUAUGUCUCCUAUGUCCCCCGUAUCACCUAUGUCUCCCAUAUCCCCCAUAUCCUCAAUGUCCUCAAUGUCAUCCAUGUCUUCGCUCUCGACUACACCGGGAUCUCCUCUCUCACCAUUAUCUUCGCCUGCGCUGUCUGGUGAACGCCAGGAUAGUUCAGGAUACUUUUCACCACCCAAUUCGCAGACUGGUAUUGGGACGAAAGUGGAAUGGUUGUAUGGGAGUGAACUGAGUGAGUUAGAUCUGGAUGCGGGGGAUGUUGAGGAAGACAUCGAUGUUGUAGGUGACGGCCAUAGUGUGGAUGCUGGGGAAGAUGUGAAGCUUGCGCCAGCGUUGCAUGUGUCGCAGGAACCUCGAGUUAGUAGGUCAUUGCGAUAUGAUCUUCGACCUUCAAUGCCAGCAGCCUCAGCAAGUGCGAUAGGAUGACGGCAACGUUGUCUUUGCCCAUGAACGUUCGACAUUGCAUAUUAAACAUAUUUUGAACAGUUGUUAAACUGAUUCAUUGUCGCCCCGACUCUCAUUGGACACUGCCAACUUCGCAGAACAUAAACUUGCAUGAUCAGCUUCACCUGUAUUGUUUGGUUUGUAUAUUUAUCCCUAUUGUUUGUAUAUAUUCUAUAUUAUUGUACCUGCCUAACCUCUAAUAUUCACUGUCUAUCCUCGCGACU